Periophthalmus magnuspinnatus is the source of this 1533-nucleotide messenger RNA. RefSeq names its product LysM, putative peptidoglycan-binding, domain containing 2 (gene lysmd2). The transcript is spliced from 3 exons. The record is from RefSeq and is a predicted model, not a curated record. Lineage: Eukaryota; Metazoa; Chordata; Actinopteri; Gobiiformes; Gobiidae. The coding region runs from base 211 to 882 and encodes 223 amino acids.
GUGCGUGAUGACGUAAGCGUAGCGGAUACACGACAAACGCAGGUCCCGUUACAGUGAGGCUGAGGUCUCCCGAAACAUGUCGCUUUUCCCCGUAGUUCUGCAGGACGGGGCGCUGCCUGUGACUUAAACCGAGCCCGCUCACCCCUCCGCCGCGGCUCUACAGCGGAACAACCCCCCGGACAGCGCUGCGUCCGGUGCAUCCAGCCGAAGAUGGCGGAGUUCUCGCCCGUGCUGUCGAUGCGGGAUGGGGGAGCGGGGGGAGGAGGAGGACGUUUCGGGCAGCCCAUCUUCCCUCGCUCCAGGUCCGGGUCCGAGUCAGAGAGCGAGCUAUCCCAGAGCUUAGCCCGGACCAAGAUCCGCUCGUACGGAAGCACCGCCAGCGUGUCGGCCUCUCUGGGGGAGAAGUACAUAGAGCAUCGGGUUACGGAUAGUGACACGCUGCAAGGGAUAGCUCUCAAAUACGGGGUUACGAUGGAGCAAAUCAAACGCGCCAACAAGCUUUUCAAUAACGACUGUAUUUUCCUCAAGAGCAUCCUCAACAUCCCCGUGCUCACUCAAAAACGCUUCAUUUUUAACGGACUCUCUCUCGAAUCCCCCGAUAACGACUCUGCCGGCCAGGACUUGGACUCGCCCUGUGUCGCGACACAGGACAUCGAGGAACCUUCUCCACCCCCCUCCCCGCCUCCCGAGGACCCACGACCGAGCCAGAACCAGCCCACGUCCCAACAACAGAAACCAGAGGAGGUGUCGGCCAAAGACUUCUUACAAAGGCUGGACUUGCAGAUUAAACAGUCAAAGCAGGCAGCGCAGAAGCUCAAAGAAGAGGAGACGAGGAGCGGUGAGGACUACACAGCCCCAAAGUCGUCAUACCAAGAAAUCUGAAAAACUUUUACUGUUUACUCACUGAAACCGCUCACGCUCUCAUUUCGUUCAAGAGUUUUUAAGCUUUUACCAAGAAAUAAAGUGUUAUUUUUGCCUUUUAUUUAUUCAUACGUAAAUGGUUGUCAUGGUUUUGUACGUUUCAAUUGUCAUGUAAAGUCCCAAACUAUUCAAAUGAAGCCAUUUCCAGAAUAUUAACCUAACUGCUGGUGAUAUAAAACAUAUUGCAGUGCUACUAUCGAAAUCAUCUCUAUUGUUUUGAUUUGGACAGAUUAUUUUUUUAAUCAUUGCAUUGUUGAAACUGAACCAUAUUGUGUUGAAAUCUUUUAGCAUUCAUUUUUAGUUCCAGGGAAAGAAUCCAUUUGGGCUUAACUCUUAACCAUACAGUAAAGAUCUAUCUACUUGGUGUAGGCAUUUCAACAGCGUUAGCUUGUUAGCCUGACGCACUAAUGAACCUGUUCUAGAUUAGCAUCACUGGACAAUAACCAAGCUCUUUUGUCAUGGUUUUUAUUGUAGAAUUCAAACACACAGGAGAUGCUCUAAGAAGGGACUGCUCUAUUUUUGAAGUGUGAAUGUUUUAUUUAUGUGAGCUACCUGCUGUUUGUGCUUCAACUUUGGUUUUAUUUGUUUAUGAAUAAAUAUCUAUUGAACCCA